AUGAAGUUGAUGAAGGAGAAAGAUGACUAUAGUGGGAGGGGGAGUGGGUUUUCUCUAGAGUCGAUAGACGGCUUGUUGUUGGCGGUAUAUAAAUAUACACCGAUAGGUGGCUCGUCAUAUAUUGAGUUGCCAACGUAUAUCGACAGGAAACGGGGUACAAUAAAUCCACAAAACACAGACCAGGAAUGUUUUAAGUGGGCAAUUUUGGCGAAACAUGCUGCAAAUAUUGUAUCCGAUAAAUAUAAAUAUUGUGUAUCAGAAAAUUAUAGAAAGCACGCUGAUAAAUAUAAUUUUAAUGGACUCACCUUCACCACACCACUGUCCGAUAUUAAUAAAUUCGAAAAAAAUAACAACAAUGUCUCCAUUAACGUAUACGGACUAGAAAAAAAGUUUCAAAUACCGAAAUUGCCCAGGUAUGAAGUGUACCCGCUGCGAGUAGUCGAUGAGGAGAAACCGAACUUUGAUCUGUUGUUGGUGACGGACGACGACGAAAACUCGCACUAUGUGUAUAUUUCAAAUUUCUCCCGGCUCGUUAGACGUCAAAAAACAAAACAUGCAGAGAGAGUAGUGUUUUGCAAGAGGUUUUUCACGUCAUUCGAUGACAGGCGUCAUAAAUACAAGUUGAGCGGACAGGAGGCGCUGAAUCAACACAAGCUGAUUUGCGGAGAGCACACACCAAUUUUACCAGAGAUGCCAAAAGAGGGUGACUGUACUGAAUUCAAGGCGUGGAAUAAGACCCAGAGACACCCCAUAGUAAUUUAUGCAGAUUUUGAGACGAUAUUGACGAAGACUGAUGAGAAGAAAGGAGCCAAGACGAGGAUAUUACAUAGACAUGAGGCGAUGAGCUAUAGUCUCAUUGUGAAAGCGAGCGAUAACGUACCGCAGGAGUUAUUGGAGGAACAUGACAUACCAACAGAGUCAAUAUUAUACCGAGGAAACAAGAAUAAGACAGACGUGGCGAGACAUUUUGUUGAAACCGUUACUGAGAUGGCGAUAAAAAUUGAAAAAUUAUUGAAGACCAAUAAACCUAUAGUUUCCACGGAUAAACAACGGCAGUCACAUGAUUCAUGCAAUUUAUGUAAUUUAUGUAAGACUAACUUUACAUUCGACAACCAUAAGGUGGCAGAUCACUGUCAUCUCUCUGGAAAAUACCGGAAAGCUAUAUGUAACACGUGCAAUCUCAAGCUUCAAACACCAAACUUUAUACCUAUAUUUUUUCAUAACCUGUCCAACUAUGACGCGCAUCUAAUAGUUACAGAACUUGGCCAUGACACUCAAACUAUAAGAGUAAUACCUAACAGCGAGGAGAAAUUUAUAUCAUUUACGAAAUACGUCACAAACACCUUUUCAAUGCGAUUUAUAGACACGUUCAGGUUUAUGGCAUCAAAACUGUUGACUUUAGAUCUUGUGACACCAGGGCUUGAAAAUUUCCGAGAAACCGCGAAACAUUUUGUCGCCGGAGAUAUGCCGUUAGUGACUCGAAAGGGGGUGUACCCAUACGAGUACAUAGAUAGCUGGGAUCGAUUGGAUGAAGAACGAUUGCCGAGUAAGAGGAGUUUUUAUAGUUCAUUAAAAGAAGAACAUAUAGACGAGGAAGACUUUGAGCAUGCGAAGUUGGUUUGGAACCACUUUGGCUGUACGACGUUGGGCGAAUAUAGCGAUUUGUAUCUAAAAAUUGACGUGCUGCUGUUGGCUGAUGUGUUCGAAAACUUCCGCGACUUAUGUAUGAGGACAUGCAACUUGGACGCAGUCCACUAUUUCACCGCCCCAGGCUUAAGUUUCGAUGCGAUGCUGAAGUUGACGGGAGAAACUUUCACUUUUGACGGAUUAUGA
Macrosiphum euphorbiae (potato aphid) is the source of this 1833-nucleotide messenger RNA. The record is from the annotation of a GenBank genome assembly. NCBI's taxonomy places the organism in Eukaryota, Metazoa, Arthropoda, Insecta, Hemiptera, Aphididae.